UGUUCCCCACCGUCAUGACCCCACCAAAGACAAAAACGGCAAAAGAAAUUGUUGGGUUGGAACUUCUCAACCUAAAUUCGCGUUGCUAUUCCUUAUGAUGCACUUUUGGGGUGUCGAAAGACCUGGGAUAGUGCGCUGAGAGCUUUUCCUCCCCACUGCCAUGUCUAUUUUGGACGGUCAUCAGUGUGUAUUUUUUCAAGUUCAUUAAUAUUCAUCCUAGAUUGAAGUCUUGCUAGGAUGUUCUCAAGUCGUGGAUGAAAGAACAAAGGAAACAAAAGGCCGUCAUGUGGCACUCCGGUAGAUAUUUGAAGGCCAAUUUUGGCUCGAAGCGGAAGUCUAAGCGGAAGCUCAAGCGGUAUGCCACAUCCAACAACAAUACCGCACCAAUAACGUCUAAGCGGUCCGUUGUAUAUAAGUGGGCAGGAUGCUGUUGUGUAAUGGCCCAGCAACGGACUUUUGAAAUCCAGAUCGCUGACGGUGUAAUCGUCACGCUCACUACCUGCGUUCCCGGAACACUCUAUAUAUCCUUUCCGGACAAUACGCGCGAUAGCUUCGAGGCUACCAAUGUGCUAGAACCUGUCGAGACUCCGGCGGAUUAUACCAUUCCAAUUACAAUUGACACCCCUUUCACACCGAAGGAUCUUGACUACGACCCGCAACAACCUCCACACGCAUGUGGCAUCAUCCCCGAGAUACCUCAGCCAACUCGCCAGCAGCUGAAGACCAUGUUGCAGGAGAACAAUAUCACGCCUCUCGACAACGCCCACAGAUAUGACAACCCGCCUCCACCAGAGCUCUUCGACCCUUACGAAGCCUUGGUUGACUACGAAGAUUGCAUGCGUGUCUGGUGCAAAACCUCUGUUGACGAAGAUGCGGAGUUCAUCGAAGAACCCAUGGUUUCCGGCGACCAAAUCACCGACCUUUCUGUCGACGAAAUCCUCACACUCCUCCCAGACACACCUCUAGGCCUCCCAUGGGGUAUCACUCCGUUUUCUUCAGUCAACUACCCUCUUCUCGUACACCACGCUCAACAGAUGACCUCGCAGCACAUCCGGAAAAUGCUCAAGACUCAUCCCUAUAUUGGUGGACCCCGGAACUUUUCACCCAAAGGUCGAGAUUAUCCUAUUCCUGGCAAGUUCCUGCAUAGGCUUCUUGCUCUUGGGUGGAUAACCGAUGAGGAGGCUAAAUCACGUUGGCUUGACAUUGAUUGGUUUUCCCUGCGCGAUUACCGUGCUUACCUUGCCAAGAAAGCUAACGUUGGUAACGGGAAUGGAGAGUUUCUGAUCGUGAACAAGAAGCGCAAGGAGGUGUUUGAUGGGACAAUGGAAUCUCGGGAACGUAUUUGGAAGGAGAAGAAGAAUGGCGUUGAGUACAAGAGGCUCGAUAUGGAGUUGAAGGUGUUAAUGAGCGAAGGGCGGGAUCAGGAUGCAGCAGUGGCCUUCUAUGAGAAAUGUGGCGCCGCUUAUGUUACUCAAGUUCCUCCCAAUGACAGUGAUGACACUGGUGGUGAUGUUGUGCCGAUGGAAAAAUGCUUGACUGCUGUCGAAGUAAGGCCGAACACCUUACCUAUUGCGCAAACACCCUCUCCGCUUCCCUCAUGUUCCCAGCCACACUUCACUUCACUUCACGACUCCACCGACACUCUCCCUCGUGCUCAGAGUCCUGAUGCAGAUCUCAUACCUUCAAGAUCUUACAAUCCUGUCACUUCUACUGUCAUUGAUGGCGCCGAUCUUGCCUCUGGCUUCGACUAUGACACUGAUGAGGGUGAUACUGGUGAUUUGGAAGUGAUGCAAGUUCAGAUGACCCUCUCCCAGUUCGAUAAUCAUCCGGGCUUGGCUGUCGGUUCUCAAGUUCUGCUAGAUGCUCUCAUUAACAGCCCCAGCCACAAGAGAAAGGUUUCCGAUUUGGAGGAUGACCAAUCGGAUGCCGCCCAGAAGAGAAGGAAGAUGACAUCCUCCUCAUCACCUCCUUAUACCUCUCCUCAUCCUGCCAUAUCCCUCAACAAACGUCUUCGUGCCCCUCUUCCCCGAACUCCAACUGCGCCCCUCUUGCAACCCAUCCCUCUGCCCGAUGUUGCCCGUCUGUCCACGCCCACGAUUACGUCCGCUGGCCAAUCUGCGGCCGAGUUUACCGCUCGUUCUCCGACUUCUUCGCCCAUGGUCAGCGAAUUACCAUCUACUCCCCGAGAACCUGGUAUUCGCAGGGAGUUAGACGUGGCUGAGGAAGAUGUCGUUUCGCCUGCGCCGCUCAGACGCUCUGCUAGAAUCGGGACUUGUUCGAGGUUGUCUUCCCUUGGAACGAAGGUCAAGAUGGAGAUCCUCCGUAGUCCUCUUCGGCAUCCGAAGAGAUCGAGUAGAUUUGUCAAAACGAAGACAGGGAGAAUGGAGAAAGCGGCAAAAAAUGGGCGGGC
This is a messenger RNA of Marasmius oreades (fairy-ring Marasmius), 2410 nucleotides long. RefSeq lists its product as uncharacterized. The transcript has 3 exons. The annotation marks the transcript as partial. NCBI's taxonomy places the organism in Eukaryota, Fungi, Basidiomycota, Agaricomycetes, Agaricales, Marasmiaceae. The record is from RefSeq and is a predicted model, not a curated record.